AAUCCCGUGUCUUCUGAAGAGCCCGGCGGGAAGAUGUCAUCAUUGCCAAGAAGAGCAAAACUACAGGUUCAGACUGCAGUAUUGAAAGAUGGAUUUCCUUUCUUCUCUGAGUUAUCAUCUACCUCUGAAGAUGACAAGGAAGAUAGUGCCUGGGAGCCCCAAAAGAAAGUUCCUAGAAUCCGUAAGCAGCCUGGUCCCAAGGAAUCCAAACCAAAGAGGGUAUCUCGGGUGAAGAAUACGCCACAGAUGAGCGAUGGCUCAGAAGGCAUUGCUGUCAAAGAGGAGCUGAACAGCUCUGUGGCUAUUGCUGAUGUUGACUUGGAAGACAGAAAAAAAUCCGAUACUGUACAGACACUGAAAACAGCAAAGACAAAACGGAAAAAUUCAGCUCAGUCACUUUCAGCUCAAAGGACUAAAAAGCUGAAAACUGAGGAAGAAACCAGCAAAAUUGGCAGCUUAGAGGGUGGCAAUACCAGUACAGAGACACCAUCCACAAGCACCAUGUGGCAAGGUCCAUGCAAGAAGGAAAAGAAUGAGGAUGACUUUACAUUUGCUCCGUCCUCUUGUAAGAUAAUGAAGAUUGAAAGGCAUCCUCGGGGGCAGCCUGUCAGGGCUCCAGCAGAUGCCUAUAAUAUUAGAGAAGAGGUGCAAAUGCACUGGGAUAUAGUCCAGGUUUUAUCUGAGAGAACUAAUAUUCAAAUUUGGGUUUGUGCCAAUAUCAUUCGUCUCUUUAAUGAUGAUAACACAAUUCCCUUCAUUAUACGUUAUCGAAAAGAGCUCAUUAAUAAUAUUGAUGCUGAUACUUUGAGAGAAGUUCGACAAACACUGGAAGAGCUACGGGCUGUUGCAAAGAAGGUUCAUAGUACAAUCCAGAAGAUAAAGAAAGAGGGGAAGAUGUCUGAGUGCUUAUUAAAAGCUUUGCUGAGCUGUAAAACUUUUGAAGAAUUAGAACAUGUGUCUGCUCCGUAUAAAACUGGGAGCAAAGGCACCAAAGCACAGAGAGCAAAACAGUUGGGAUUAGAAGGAGCAGCCAGGACACUACUUGAGAAUCCAGGGCAGCUCAAUCUGCCAUCUCACAUUAAACCCGGUGUUAAAGGGCUUUCAUCACUCCAGGAUAUUGAAAUAGGAGUGCAGCAUAUUUUAGCAGACAUGAUUGCUAAAGACAAAGAGACACUUGAUUUUAUUCGAACAUUAUGCCAAAGUAGAGGCAUUUGUAUCCAGUCAUCUCUGGCAAAAGUGUCCUCCAAAAAGGUAAAUGAGAAAGAUGUUGAUAAGUUUCUUCUCUACCAGAAUUUUUCAUGCAACAUAAGAAACAUCCAGCAUCAUCAGGUAAUUAAGGAAACUGCUUGUCUUUCAGAAAGUGAAGAUGUGAAACUGAGAGCUAAACUAGAUGAAUUAAAACUGAAGAAGGAACCUGAGGAGAUAAUUGAAGUACUCAGAAGAGGCAUGAGGUGGAGACCACGUGGCUUUGCAAGGCCAGAGUUAAUGCAGAUCUUAAAUAAUUCACUGGAUGAUUCCUUUAAACGCCUUAUUUAUCCUCUUCUCUGUAGAGAGUAUAGAGCCAAACUAACAUCAGAUGCAGAGAAAGAAUCAGUGAUGAUGUUUGGACGCAACCUUCGUCAGCUUCUCUUAACAAGCCCUGUACCAGGACGCACCUUAAUGGGAGUGGAUCCUGGUUAUAAACAUGGUUGCAAAUUAGCUAUAAUUUCUCCUACCAGUCAAAUACUUCAUACUGAUGUGGUUUACUUGCAUUGUGGACAAGGUUUCCGAGAGGCAGAGAAAAUAAAGAAGCUUUUGCUGGAUUACAACUGCAGUACAGUGGUGAUUGGAAAUGGAACUGCUUGCCGGGAAACAGAAGCUUAUUUUGCUGACCUGAUAAUGAAAAAUUACUUUGCGCCACUGGAUGUUGUUUACUGUAUUGUCAGUGAAGCAGGAGCAUCAAUCUACAGUGUCAGCCCUGAAGCUAUCAAAGAGAUGCCAGAGCUGGACCCUAAUUUGAGAAGUGCAGUUUCCAUAGCAAGGCGUGUACAAGAUCCAUUAGCUGAGCUAGUGAAAAUUGAGCCCAAGCACAUUGGAGUUGGAAUGUAUCAGCAUGAUGUAUCUCAGACUUUACUUAAGGCAACACUGGAUAGUGUUGUAGAAGAAUGUGUCAGCUUUGUGGGAGUGGAUAUUAACAUCUGUUCAGAAGUUUUGUUAAGGCAUAUCGCAGGACUUAAUGCCAACAGGGCCAAAAAUAUCAUUGAAUGGCGAGAGAAAAAUGGGCCCUUCAUCAACCGAGAACAGCUGAAGAAAGUGAAAGGAAUGGGUCCAAAAUCCUUCCAACAGUGUGCUGGCUUCAUCAGAAUUAAUCAAGAUUAUAUCCGAACAUUUUGCAGUAAGCAGACAGAGUCUUCAGACCAAACUCAAGGAGUUGCUGUGACAUCUUCAGCAGGUGUUGAGGUCACAAAUGAGAAGCAGAGCAAAAAGAAGCGCAAAACUACAGCAGAUGUUUUACUGAAGCCAAAUCCUUUGGACCAAACUUGUAUUCAUCCAGAAUCAUAUAACAUAGCGAUGAGGUUUUUACCAUUCUUUGGAGGGACACUGUGUGAGACUGGAAAACCUGAAAUGCAACAAAAAAUAAGUUCAUUCCUUAAAAAGGAAGGAAUAGAGAAAACUGCAGAAAAAUUAAAAACAACAGUACACACCUUACAGGUGGUCAUAGAUGGUCUCAGCCAGCCUGAAAGCUUCGACUUUCGAACAGAUUUUGAUAAGCCUGAUUUCAAGAGAAGCAUAGUGUGCUUGGAAGAUCUGCAAGUUGGGACAGUUCUUACAGGCAAAGUCGAGAAUGCCACUCUGUUUGGAAUUUUUGUGGAUAUAGGAGUGGGGAAAUCAGGGCUGAUUCCCAUACGAAGUGUAACAGAAGCAAAACUUUCUAAAACGAAGAAGAGAAGGAGCCUAGGACUGGGCCCUGGAGAAAGAGUGGAGGUCCGAGUGCUCAAUGUUGACAUCCCCCGAUCUAGGAUUACUCUGGACCUCAUCCGGGUGUUGUGAGUGUCCUGCUGAAAACUAAACACUGUUUCUGUUCCCUCCUUUUAUUAAAGUCUGACAAAGAUAAAUCAGAUUUUUACGAGUUUUAGAUAGUUGAUGAGAAAAUAUUCACUUAAUAUCAGAAAUAUCUUCCAAACACAUUCUUUAUUUUUUCCUUCUGAAUAAAUAGAAAACUGAUAGUUUGAUUUAUUUUCUCCUUGAAGAAAACAACUAAUAGACAUCCCUAUAUGGCUUUA
Molecule: messenger RNA, 3263 nt
Organism: Otolemur garnettii (small-eared galago)
Lineage: Eukaryota; Metazoa; Chordata; Mammalia; Primates; Galagidae
Gene: SRBD1
Product: S1 RNA binding domain 1
Exons: 21
Coding region: 34-3030 (998 amino acids)
Biological process (GO): translation; nucleobase-containing compound metabolic process
Molecular function (GO): mRNA binding; structural constituent of ribosome
Source: RefSeq, a predicted model, not a curated record